UUGAACUAUUUAAGCUUAUCGUUAAUUUUAAUAGCUGUUUGUCAGAUGGUAUAAAAACAGUGAAGACAUUUAUAAAUUAUUAGUCAGUAAACGAGUGAGAAGUGAUUUAAAUUGUUUUUAAACGAUGGCAUCGCUAAUUCAAGCUUGUGCUUUAUUUUUUUUGGUAGCAAUAUGCCGAGCCGCGCCGACAAUGAAGCCAUCAGCGGCAGAGCUUAAUAAUGUAUAUGAAGGCGACACACUGGCUAUUAAAUGCACCAGUAAUACAGAUUUACAAUUUUUUACCGUAUUAGAUGAGCCUAGCAAACAAUCUCUGUCCGUUAUGGAAGUAGGAAUAACAGUUGGGUCAUACAUGCGCGGUAUUAGAAAAAAAGCAUCCGUUGGUGACAGUGGAUGGUACGGUUGCGCGAAUACUGGUGUCAAAGUUGACACAAGUAAACAUGACCAACCGGAUGUCACUUGGGCAUACGUCAAAAUAAAAUCCAAAAAACCAUCGAUGGAACCAGCAGGAAAGAUGUUAAAGCUGACUGAAGGCGACACAUUGACAUUAAAAUGCUCCAGUGAUCAAGAAAUGAAGUUUUACUUAGACUUGUACCGUCCUGAAAAAGCUACCAAAAGCGAAGAAAUGGCUACAGCAGUAGCCGGAGGUAGAUUUACACACACCUUUGAGAAGAAAAAAGUUGUUCCAAAAGACAGUGGACAUUAUGGUUGCGUAAAUAAAGACAUUGAAGUUACUCCCGAGAAUCUUAUGACUCGACCAGAAAUUAGAUGGCUUUACGUCAGUGUGAAACCCAAAAAACCUGCAAUGGAACCAUCCGGUACUUUAAAUUUGAAGACAGGUGACAAAUUGUCCAUUACAUGUCACAGUUAUGAAGAAAUGGCUUUUUAUACUGUUUUGAACAACCCCAAGAACGAGCAAUCCAUGAUGACUGAAUCAGAGUCUGCGGUUUUCGAAGGCGCUCACACUCGAACUUUGGAGAAAAAGUCGGUAAUUCCCGGUGACAGCGGGCGAUACGGCUGCGCAUAUGCAAAUGUUAAAGUUGAUACAAGUCGAUCCGAUCAACCAGAUGUCAACUGGAUUACCGUUAAUGUUAAAUGAGGACGUUCUUUAAUGAUAUAAAUUCUCUACAUGACAUUUAGAAAAAUAAUUAAAUAGAUAUUAUAAAUUAA
Molecule: messenger RNA, 1167 nt
Organism: Cotesia glomerata
Lineage: Eukaryota; Metazoa; Arthropoda; Insecta; Hymenoptera; Braconidae
Exons: 7
Coding region: 125-1096 (323 amino acids)
Biological process (GO): cell surface receptor signaling pathway
Molecular function (GO): transmembrane signaling receptor activity
Source: RefSeq, a predicted model, not a curated record